AUGCUUUACCUAUACUUUGCCCUCCUUUCUAUUGUUUUAAGCAAAUCAAUACCACCUCCAGUCUCCAUGAAAGAUAUGGAAUUAUUGAAGCCAGAAGAAAACAUCUGUACACAAAUUCUUUAUAUAUAGUCCAAGGCCUUUAUUGAUUGCCCUUGGCUAUAAAAUGCUCGUCAAACUGGUGGAUUUGGCUUGGGUAAACGUCAUUUGCCACACCAAUUUCACCAGUUGGGAGGCAUUGUAUAGUCAUGAAGAUCAAUAGCAGGCCCUGAGCUAUAUUUUACAGGUACAUAUGGGUUUGACUUGGGAUUGCCAUUGGGAUUUUUGCUAUGUCAAUUCUGUUCGUUAUCAUAAAAUGCUUGAAAAAGACUCCUUCUGAGGAAAAAGCAGCAACACAUUCGAUAUUUUUGCAAGGAAGACGUAUUCUUAUGCCUAGAAUCAACUGUUUCCAAGGACUACGCUUCCAAAAGACAACCCUUGAAGAACCCCAAGAAGAAGCCUCAGAACAAGUCCCUCUAAAUUCUGAGCAAAACAAAAAAUCAAUCAACUUUGCCAGCGGAAUUUUCACUGAAACUGUUAUUCGUAGAGCAAGCACUGACCAAGAGCAUUUAUAG
Molecule: messenger RNA, 611 nt
Organism: Blepharisma stoltei
Lineage: Eukaryota; Ciliophora; Heterotrichea; Heterotrichida; Blepharismidae
Source: the annotation of a GenBank genome assembly